Tyto alba (common barn owl) is the source of this 2947-nucleotide messenger RNA. Its product is annotated as mitochondrial ornithine transporter 1. The coding region runs from base 191 to 1096 and encodes 301 amino acids. Gene Ontology annotation, biological process: mitochondrial L-ornithine transmembrane transport. The transcript is spliced from 8 exons. Gene Ontology annotation, molecular function: L-ornithine transmembrane transporter activity. NCBI's taxonomy places the organism in Eukaryota, Metazoa, Chordata, Aves, Strigiformes, Tytonidae. The record is from RefSeq and is a predicted model, not a curated record.
GUACCGUACCGGGCCGGGCCGGGCCGGGCCGUGGUGGGGAGCUGAGUCGGGGGGACACGUUCCUGCCAGCUAGCCUUAGACACCUAUGGACGCUAUGCUUCUAUAACCAAUAAAAAGGAGACAAGUCUCUUGACACCUGCCAGGAAAGGGGAGACUUCAGUCUGAAGUAACUGAUAAACAGGUGUGAAGCAUGAGGAUCAACUCUGCUAUUCAGGCUGCUAUUGACCUCACAGCAGGAGCUGCAGGUGGGACAGCAUGUGUGGUGACUGGCCAGCCCUUUGAUACUGCAAAGGUGAAGAUGCAGACGUUCCCCGACAUGUACAAAGGAAUUGUGGACUGCUUUGUGAAAACCUAUAAGCAAGUGGGGCUUCGAGGCUUCUACAAGGGAACUACACCAGCACUUGUAGCCAACAUUGCGGAGAACUCCGUUCUGUUCAUGUGCUAUGGAUUUUGCCAACAAAUUGUGAGAAGAAUUGUUGGAGUAGACAGGAAAACAAAGCUCAGUGAUCUGCAGAACGCUGCUGCAGGCUCCUUCGCCUCUGCCUUCGCCACCCUUGUCCUCUGCCCCACAGAGCUGGUGAAGUGUCGGCUGCAGGCCAUGCAUGAAAUGCAGCUGUCAGGAAAAAUAAUCCAGGGACACAAUACAGUUUGGUCAGUAGUGAAGGGUGUUAUUCAGAAGGAUGGUCCCCUCGGAUUUUACCGUGGCCUGUCAAGCACUUUGCUGCGGGAAGUCCCAGGCUAUUUCUUCUUCUUUGGAGGGUACGAACUGAGCCGGACAUUCUUUGCUUCUGGGAGAUCAAAAGAUGAAUUAGGUCCCAUUCCUUUGCUACUAAGUGGAGGUUUUGGAGGCAGUUGUCUGUGGAUUGCUGUGUAUCCUGUGGACUGUGUCAAAUCUAGAAUUCAGGUUCUUUCAAUGGCUGGAAAACAAACAGGCUUUAUGGGAACAUUUGCAACUGUUGUGAGAACUGAAGGGGUACUUGCCUUGUAUUCUGGACUAAAGCCAACUAUGAUCCGUGCAUUCCUGGCCAACGGGGCACUGUUCCUCGCCUACGAGUACAGCCGGAAGCUGAUGAUGAAACAAAUAGAUUCUUACUGAUACCUUCUCGCAGAUGGAGUGCAAAUGGUUGUUUAAGGAUCACUUAAAGAAACGAUCCAAACCCCUGUAGAUCACAUCGUGGUCUGAGCAGGGCCCAACUCAACUCCAGUUUAGAAUUUGUAAUCUUUUAAAUUCAGGUGAUUUUAGAGAGACGUGUACAUGCUGCUCGAAUUGAACCAGCAGAACAAUCUCCAUCUUGCAGAUUCUGCACUAGGUGCACUGCGUGUCCUAAAUGUAUUUUCCUGACCUGUAAUAGUUAGAAAGACUUAAUGUUGACCUGUUGGGUUUAAUGUAACAUGCAGCAGUAAGCUGUGUUUUCUUUAAGAGGCGGCACUGUUCUAAAAUCUGCGCUGUGGUGCUGAGCUUGCCCAGUUGGUAAGGGCAAGUGUCUGACACAAACUAACAGCAGUGCUGGCUAAUCUUGCCGAGCGUGCCUGGCUUCUACAUGCCCCUGCCCUUCUCCAGCUCCCUUCUGCUCUGAUUUUUCCAAGGUCAUGGCAGUUGGUGUCUGACUCAUGUACUCUGUCCCAGGGAAUGGGCUUAUAAAAAUAGGAAGUGUUCACUCCUUACCUUGGACUUGUAUGACUUGGAGCCCGAGAGAUGCCUGAAUUUGAGAUAAAACGAUGUAGUUACUGGGUUUAAGGAGUCUGUGCAGCAUUUUAUUCAUUUACAAAUCCUUUCAAGUAGUGCUGGAGUCUGCUAAGCACCCUUGAAUUAAACACUUAAUAUAAGGGAGACUGCUGGAAAUAGCUGCUGGCUCUAAGCACAGCAUUGUAGCUUUGUGCAGGCUCUUGUUUGGGUCACCUUGACAGGAAUGAGACCGUGUGCUGGAAGGACAGGAAGCUGAAGAGGAGCAAAAAGCCAGAACUGAGGUCUUAGAGACAACUGACACCUUGGUCUCCCUGGCCUAGCUCGUAAUUACUUGGGCUGGAGUUCUGCCAUUUGCUGUGUCUUCAGCUGAGUGGAAAAAGCUCCUGUGGAAAAGCUCCUCUGAGUGGAUGGUUUUUAUCCUCUCCAGGCCUGGAGGCCGUGCCUGCUCGGUCACGUUACUUGAUUAACUACGCAGUUAGUCAGUGUCACCCAAAAUAACGCAAUAACACCUAUUUCUAGAUGCUACUUUCCUUCUUUAAGUAGGAUGUUCUUUGUACAAGCCUGUUCUGCCCUGUAAGAGGCAGCUGCUACCUAUCCUGGGAGAACCAGAGCAGGUCUCAGCACCACACUUCAGGCCUGGAGUUGGACGGGGGGCUGGUGUCUGCCGGCUAGGAGUGGCAGCCUGCCCCUGCAGGGUAUGCGGGCAGAGCUCUGCGACCCAUCACAAUCCUGGAUUAGGAGCUUGUCACAGCAAGGACUGACAACACCCGCAGCUGGAAGAGCUCAGUUUUGCAUGUUACAGCUUCCCUUUCAGGUCCCAGAAACAGGAAAAAGCUUUAGGCAGGGAUGAAAGCAGCUCACUACCUCCUGCUCCUUGCAGUGGAGCCGGGUGUACGUCACAAAUAGUAUAUUUGUACAUGUUUCUAAGAGUUAGGAAAAGGUGAGGACUGAUUCCAUGUCAGUGGAAUACUUCAAUCUAUUUCUUAGAUUUGUCUUUGCUUUCAUUUUUUAAAGCUCAGGGUUGCAGUUUUUAAUAUAAAAGUUGAAGCUUCAGGAGAAGCAUGGUAUUUUGAACUGAACCUACAGCAAGAAACUGGUGGCUGAAAUAAACUCUCCAAAUGUGUUUCUCUCUUGAAGGUGAUGGAAGCAGUAGUUUUUCCAUUUGCAGCUGCUUAAGCUGUAUACAUGUAUUGGUUGUUCAGCUAAGAACAUCAUAAUGUUGGUACAGGAAAUAAUGAGAAUAAAGUUUGAUUUGAUUAA